Syngnathus acus (greater pipefish) is the source of this 802-nucleotide messenger RNA. It is a transcript of the gene smim8, whose product is annotated as small integral membrane protein 8. NCBI's taxonomy places the organism in Eukaryota, Metazoa, Chordata, Actinopteri, Syngnathiformes, Syngnathidae. The transcript is spliced from 2 exons. The record is from RefSeq and is a predicted model, not a curated record. The coding region runs from base 145 to 423 and encodes 92 amino acids.
GUCGUUUCGUCGCCAUUUUGUUUGUUUUUGCUGAUUUGAACUCAACGAGCGAGCUUAUGACGGACGAACGGAUCAUGUCUUGUUGAAACGACGACUACGGAGUAUCCACUAGCAACUACCCACGGCAUUUAGUAAGCAGCGAACAUGACAGGAGCCAGUCAAGGAAAGAAGUGUAUCGAAAGAGACUACGGGACGUCCGGAUUGAGGCGUGCACAGACAACCACACUGUUCAGAGCUGUCAACCCCGAACUCUUCAUCAAACCCAAUAGACCAAUGAUGGCUUUUGGACUGGUUACCAUCACCUUGUGUGUCGGUUAUCUGGGCUACCUCCAUGCUAUGGGAGAAAACAAUCAGCAGCUUUACGAGGCCAUCGACAGUGAAGGAGAGAGACUGAUGAGAAAGAGAACAUCCAAGUGGACGUGAGAACAGUACUGAAGAGGGAGCAACAGCAAUGUGUAAAUACUCUUGUUAAUUUAUACAAACAUAGUUGCUCCAUUAGAGCAAAGACACGGCAACUGGUAACUUACACAUAAGGCACAGCUCAUUAACGUCAUGACACAUAGAUACAAAACAUUCAGUAGAUAACAAGACGUUCAGGUGAUAACAGAACAAAUGUCUGCCUUAUGAGGGUAUGUUUUUCCUUCUUUUCCCCUCCCUUUUCUUCUAUUCCGUAUUCCUGCUUGUGAACAGUAUAAAACCUUCUGAUCUGGAGUCUGAUGUUGUUGUUUUCAUCUGUUGAAGUGCAUUGUGUACCGACUCCCGUAAAAUAACCCAAGAUCUUGCAAAUAAAAAAAUAACUAUU